CGAGUAUUUCGAGAUCCAUCAGACUUACAAGUUGAAGUGCUUGAUGACAAAGCUAUUUGCCCAAUCCCGUUCAUCUGCAUCGUCGUGGGGUAGUCCUGUCGUAGUUUCGAUUAAGACAUUUAUGGAUAUAUCUUUGGAACGAUGCCCAUACAGGAAAUAAUAAUCUGGGGCUCGACGGUCUCCGAAAGACCGACUCUCCCGCUUAGUCGCGUCAUGCAAGCAAGCCACUUAUGAUCUAGACAACCUUAGAAGCACUAUCCGAAGGUUGGAUGACAACAGCUGUAUAAUACUAUAUAGGUAAGUAGAUGGAAGGUACAGGAUAUUUAUCCGAGCAUGGAGAAUGUAAUGUCUCGUCAAACGAAUUUACCGAUCACUAUUCAUCUGAGCUCCAUGACUGCUAGACUUAUACAUCUUUAUACACUAGAAUCUCAUCUAUAAUUCAACUAUGUCUCAACAUCUAGAGAGCGAGGCUACGUUUGAGGGUCACUUCAUCGGCUUUCUCUAUCGUCAAUGGCUAAUCCACCGGAAACCAAUCCCCAAGGGAACAACCAUCUCGGGUCAAACGGCCAUUGUGACCGGCUCCAACUCUGGUCUCGGAUUUGAAGCUGCGCGACAGCUACUCCAACUCGGUCUUGCGCACCUUGUCAUGGGUGUGAGGUCGCAGGCACGUGGUAACGCGGCUGCAGACAAGCUCCGGAAGGAGUUCCUAUAUUCAACCAUCUCGGUCUGGCUUGUCGAUAUGGAGUCGUACGGUUCUAUCACAGCAUUUGCAAAGAAGUGCGAGACACUUCCGCGUAUCGACAUUGCCAUAUUAAACGCCGGUUUACGAUGCGAUAAUUUCACAGUUGUCGAGGCUACGGGCCACGAGAAGACCUUCCAGGUAAACUACCUUUCAACCAUUCUGCUUGCCAUCUUACUGUUGCCGGUCCUUAAGUCAAAGAAACUGUCGUCGAGCAGUUCCUUCCCUCCCCGGCUUUCAAUCGUCACGUCAGAUACUUCAUAUUGGGCGGAUCCGCUCGAGGCGGGACCGGUGCUGCCCCAGUUCGACAUCCCCGAGGAGUUCAAGUCGAUGCGGUCUUAUCCAAGGAGUAAGCUAUUGCAACUAUAUUUCAUCUCUAAGCUAGGGGAGCACAUCAAAGCCGACGACAUCAUCGUCAACGCAUCCAAUCCGGGUUUCUGUAGAGGCACGCAGUUUGGAGACGGAGCCGUAAAAUCCUUUAUAUCUGCACUGACAUUCUGGAUCUUCCAAAAUCUAAACGGAAGAACGGUAGAGAAUGGCGCUAGCGCCGUAGUUGACGGUGUCGUCACAAAGGGUAAAGAGAGUCAUGGAAGCUACGUCAGUGAUUGGGGUAUCCGACCGUAUCCUAAGGUCGUAUACACAAAAGAAGGCCGGGAAAUAAGAGAGAGGGUAUGGGAAGAGACGUUGGAAGAACUCAAUUUUGCCGGUGCUUCUCGGAUCAUUGAAGAGAUGAAACGCUGAAUCAAUGAGAUCAAUGAGAUCAAUGAGGCACUGGAGUAUUAUACUGCACAGCGAGCGUAUCUCGUCUUAAAAAACGAUGUUUACCAAUCAUAUCUUGGGUACAUGUUGAUACCAUUUAGACUAAGCUGAGGUCGAGUUGCAUGAUGGAUAGUAGCACUGUGGUAUAUUGUAUUAGUUACUAGCCUUGACAGGUGAUAUAGAAUGAUAGUGCAUGCUAAGCAUGAAGCAUGAU
Messenger RNA from Daldinia decipiens, 1712 nucleotides. RefSeq names its product NAD(P)-binding protein. NCBI's taxonomy places the organism in Eukaryota, Fungi, Ascomycota, Sordariomycetes, Xylariales, Hypoxylaceae. The record is from RefSeq and is a predicted model, not a curated record. The transcript is spliced from 2 exons. Bases 446 to 1480 code for a protein of 344 amino acids.